Messenger RNA from Rhipicephalus microplus (southern cattle tick), 1751 nucleotides. Its product is annotated as thioredoxin. The record is from RefSeq and is a predicted model, not a curated record. Lineage: Eukaryota; Metazoa; Arthropoda; Arachnida; Ixodida; Ixodidae. Gene Ontology annotation, molecular function: protein-disulfide reductase activity.
AUUUCCUUCCCGCCUUUGGGAGAAGCCGACAAAAAAUACGCGCCUUCCCGGACACUUCGAACCCCUCACUUUCGCUUCGCGAUCCACGCCUACGUGUUGCGUGUGGAACGAAAGUUGUUCGGUCAGCACCGCUUGACUCGCCGUCACAAUGGUCAUUCAAGUCGUCGAAAGCAAGGAGGACUUUCAGAAGAAGCUCGAGGAGGCCGGCGACAAGCUGGUGGUGGUGGACUUCUACGCCACAUGGUGUGGGCCGUGCAAGAUGAUCGAGCCCUUCUUAAAGCAACAGUCGGACAUCCUUAGCGACGUGGCCAUCUUCCUCAAGGUGGACGUUGACGAGAAUGAGGAGAUUGCAUCUGAUUACGAGAUCUCGUGCAUGCCCACCUUCAUUUUUAUCAAGAGGAAGGAAAAGGUUGACGAAAUCUCCGGGGCGAACCAAGAAAUGAUCAAAGAGAUGUUGGCGAAGUACAAGUAAAUGAGGCGAUGUGCUCGGCACUACCAGCCUGUGCGAACGAAAAGGGGGAAAAGCCCAGUUUCAUAAGCGUGUUCUAAACUGCCUUCUUUUUCGCUUGGCUCGACAGACUUCCUUCUCGUUUUAUACUUCCAGCCCUCCACGUUUAUAGCUGUACUGUCUGCAAGAUCUCAAUGAAAAGUCCAGUUAGAACUUGUAGCAUAUACAUUGCAUUAACGAAAUGCCCAAACUUUCACACGCACACGCAGUUUAAACGUGCGCUUGCCUCUGCUACCGUCCACAUCAGUAAUGUUGCCUGGAGCCCUCGGCAACACUUGUCGAUGCUGUUGUGCCGAUCCUACUGUUUAGCUGCUACAUGUUAUGGUAACAAUGGCAGUUGUAAAGGUCUUUUUUUUUUCUUUUUGCUUAAUGCUGUGGCAUUGUUCAUGCCCUGCUCUGAAAGAAACUUCAGUGAUUGUUUACUCAUUGCUUAAAGUAUGGCCAGGUGUGGAUCGUUUCUUUGUAACUCUUCCUCAAUCUGUCAACAUAGUUCACUCAACACCAAAUGGGCGUUCCCACCUAGUUCGGGCUGCCCGAGUGGGUAUGCAUUAAUACAGCUGCGUUCUGAAGUGUUCGAAUGCCAGUUAGAAAGAAAAGGUUGUUGUUCAGUUGUUCUAAAAGUUUGUUCACUGCACAGCUUUUUUGUAAAGCUAAGGUUAGUGGUUCUGGCAAGCUUGGCGUAGGACGGGUAGUUCUCGCAGCAACGUAACCUUCGUAUUUGUCGUCAGCACGUGCUUUACAACUGAAGUAGCCUUCAGCUUGCUCCAUAUUUACACUAAAUUGGAGCGACAGCUUUGCGCUUGAGUCAAGCAUUUCACCGGGUCAGGCCACUUUUUAAGGACCAAAUCAUUGCUUGGAUGAUUUCGGUUGCGUUUUUGCUUCGGCUAGUGUUCUAUUUUUGGACAAGUUUUGAUGUUUCAGCAUAUAAAAUCCGAUAUACUGAUAGUGCACUAACUACCGAUGCCUGAAGUAUUACUUGCUUCUAGAGCAACUGCAUUGUGAAGCUGUGAUUUGAAUUCUUUUCCUGUUUAUUGCAGUAGUUUUCAAUCAGUCUUGAGAUGCACUUAAUGGAUAUUUACAGAAGUUGUUCUUACAAGAAGCUCCCUGGUGCUGUGAUUUCACUUGUCCGAUGGCAGAGCUUCUUUUCUUUUUGCCAUAUUUUAUGUGGCUGGGCUGUGAUGUGCGUUGGCAUUGAUUUAAUUUUUGUACUGUUAAUAAAAAGUGCCGUUGUUUUGCGCUUGGA